AUGGUUCGGAUAUGGGCGAAAAAAAGGCCCGUUCGUAAAGUGUUCGAGAAAAUUCCAAAUGGAGUUUCUACAAGAUCGGCCAACGCCUGGAACAGGGCCGUACUUCGACACCAGUGUGCCGCAGAAUUAUACGGGACUCGUGGGUCAGCCUAUAAGUCUACUGUGCAAGGUCAAGAAUUUGGGAAACAGAACGGCCCGUUCGUAAAGUGUUCGAGAAAAUUCCAAAUGGAGUUUCUACAAGAUCGGCCAACGCCUGGAACAGGGCCGUACUUCGACACCAGUGUGCCGCAGAAUUAUACGGGACUCGUGGGUCAGCCUAUAAGUCUACUGUGCAAGGUCAAGAAUUUGGGAAACAGAACGGUUUCAUGGGUGAGGCAUCGAGACAUCCAUCUCCUGACUGUGGGGAGGUACACGUACACUUCAGAUCAGCGUUUCGAAACGAAACAUUCGCCUCACAGCGAAGACUGGCUGCUGUACAUUCGCUAUCCGCAGAAACACGACACAGGCGUCUACGAGUGCCAGAUAUCAAGUACGCCUCCCAUCGGGCACAAGGUGUAUCUCGGCGUAGUUGGUGAGUCAACGACAUAG
Molecule: messenger RNA, 588 nt
Organism: Ctenocephalides felis (cat flea)
Lineage: Eukaryota; Metazoa; Arthropoda; Insecta; Siphonaptera; Pulicidae
Exons: 4
Coding region: 1-588 (195 amino acids)
Biological process (GO): synapse organization
Cellular component (GO): neuron projection membrane
Source: RefSeq, a predicted model, not a curated record